UCCAAAGAGCCAGGAACUCCAGCUGAUCAUCCUCCUGCUCUCAAAAUGAUGCUGACAGAGGUGGUGUUGGCCUUUGCUCUGCUUGCACACUCUUCCUUCUGUGCACCGACAACUCCCCCGCACUUUACAUUUCCUGGGGAGCAAACAAUGAUGGAUAUUGACAUGGCAAUGAACUACCUGCAGAGAUUUGGCUAUGUGAAUUUAAAAGGGAAGAGCAAUUCCUUGAUUAGUCUAAAAUCUGCCAUCACAACUAUGCAAAAGAAAUUAAGUUUGCCCAAAACAGGAGUAUUUGAUACAGAAACGCUCAAUGCCAUGAAACGGCCACGCUGUGGAGUCCCUGAUGUCCUUAGUUACAAGACAUUCGAUGAUGAAAAGUGGGAUCACACUAAUUUAACCUACAGAAUAGUAUUCUAUACACCUGACCUGGAUCCAGCAGUUGUUGACGAUGCAAUCGCCCGUGCUUUUAAACUAUGGAGUGAUAUCACUCCAUUGACGUUCACUAGAAUUUAUAGUGGAGAAGCAGACAUCAUGAUUUCAUUUGGCAGAAAAUGGCAUGGAGACCCAUAUCCAUUUGAUGGAAAAGAUGGUCUAUUGGCACAUGCCUACCCACCUGGAAAGGAUAUAUAUGGCGAUCUGCAUGGUGAUGCCCAUUUUGAUGAUGAUGAGCUCUGGACCUUGGGAAAAGGAGCAGCGGUUAAAACUCAUUACGGAAAUGCCAAUGGGGAUUUCUGCCACUUUCCAUUCACGUUUGAUGGUAAGACAUACAAGGCCUGCACUACAGAAGGAAGAUCGGACGGGUAUCUCUGGUGCGCCACAACCCCAGACUACGACAGAGACCAGAAGUAUGGAUUCUGCCCACAAGGAUUGCUCUACACCUUUGGUGGGAAUAGUUACAGUGCACCUUGUGUGUUCCCCUUUGUAUUCGAUGGCAAGAGUUACGAUCAGUGCACGUCGGAUGGUCGUAGUGAUGGUCUCAAAUGGUGCUCAACCACCAGCAACUAUGAGGUGGAUAGAAAGUAUGGCUUCUGUCCGAAUCCAGCUGACGCUGUGGUGGGUGGAAAUUCUGAUGGCGAUAGGUGUGUAUUUCCCUUCAAAUUUUUUGGCAAAACGUACAGUGAGUGCACCACGGACGGCCGAUCGGAUGGGAAGCUCUGGUGUGCAACCACCAGCAACUUCAAUGAGGACAAGAAGUGGGGCUUCUGCCCAAAUGCUGGAUACAGCCUGUUUUUGGUGGCAGCUCAUGAGUUUGGACAUUCUCUCGGAUUGGAUCAUUCAUCUGUCAAAGAUGCCCUGAUGUACCCGAUGUACAAGUACAUAGAGAACUUCGAAUUGUCAAGGGAUGAUGUUGCGGGAAUACAGCAUCUAUAUGGAGCUAAAGAAGAUUCUACACCCACGUCUACAAUGGCACCAGGUGCAACAACAGAAGAACCAAGUGCAACAACAGUCACACUAGUUUCAACAGAUGUGCCCCCCACGACUACUGCUGAGCCCUCCACAGACAUCUGUAGUAUUGACAUAUAUGAUGCCAUUGCAAGUAUAAAGGAUACACUCCAUUUCUUCAAGAACGGGUAUGUCUGGAAACUUGCAGCAAAAAAGAAACUUAUCAAAGGACCAAUUCCAAUUGCAAAGUUGUGGCCAAAAGCUCCUUCCAAAAUUGAUGCUGCUUUCGAAGAUCCAUACAGCCAGGAAGUUUAUAUUUUCUCAGGGAGAAUGUACUGGGUAUUUUCUGACAGCCGGCUGCUCCACGGAUAUCCCAAAGAUAUCAGCAAACUGGGCAUUGAUGAGCAAGUGGACCAUAUUGUCGGUGGCCUCAUGAUAAAUCGAAGGAAUGUGCAGCUGAUCGGUGGGCAGAAGAUUUGGAGAUUCAACAUGGAGACACAAAGAGUGGACAGGAUCCGACAAAUUUAUGAUGAUUUCCGUCAUGUGCCUGUUGAUUCCAAUAUUGUAUUCAUGCACGAAACGAACUUCUAUUUCCUCCGUGAUCAAUUCUUCUGGAAAAUGGACAGUAACUAUCGUGUUACCUAUGUGGGAUAUUUUCAUCAUCAACUACUGAACUGCAAGCAACGUGCUUGAAUUUUGAGACAAGCAUUCCCUGGAGGGAGAUUUCUUCUGUAACUUAUUCUGUUUAUACUUGUGCCUCACAGCAAAAUCCUUGGUUUUUGUUUUGUUUCAAUUUUACUGGGUUUUCGUAAGUAGAAGAAAUUCAUGCGACUACUUAUAAGAAACAAGUAAAACUGAAAUACCAUUUGAAACAAAGGAUGAAAUCAUCACUUAAAUUAAUUUACCCUAUUUAUUCAGGUUGAGUCAGCAUGCUGGCUGGACAGCCUAAAUAUGUCUUUCUUUAUGGAAAAUGGGGAAAAGUGUAUCCUUCUAAUCACCAUAAUGAGUAUAUUUUACACAAAGGCAGAUUGUUUUAGGUUAGUUAUACUAAUUUCAGUUUUUUUUCUGCUGGGGAACAAUUUAGAUUCCCUCAGAUGUUUGGCAGUGUGAACGUCCAGCCGUUGAUCGAUAGUACAAUGCACAGGUUGCAUUGCAGUUACAGACAAGUUCUUCGUGUUUAAUUUACUAAACUAGGAACCAAAGUCACUGGACAUUAUAAUCCAUUCCCUUUCAGCGCACUUCGACUUCCUCCAUUAUCAGUACUUCUGAAAAAUGGAUAGUUUCUAUUAUUUACCCAUGUGGUAUUUAUUAACCCUUUCCUACUGAACUGCAAAGCAAAUGUUUAAGCUUUGAGACAAACAUUCCCUGGAGGAAAAGUUUUUUCUGUAAUUUAUAGUGUUUAUAUUCCUCUAUUAUAUUUUUGCAUCACAGCACAAUGCUUAUGUUUUCAUUUAGUUUCAAUUUUACUGGGUUGUCAUUGAAGUGUCAGAAAUUUCUGCAAAUGCUUUAUCAAGGGCAAAGGAUGACAAUAUGAGUAAAGUUAAAAUAUCAUUUGAAACAAAGGAUUAAAUCAUCUGUAAAAGAUAAAUUAAUUUACCCUGCUUAUUCAGAUUGAGUCAGUUUGCUGAAUUGGCAACCUAAACCUAAAGUCAGGUUUGUAGCUUUAUGUCACAGAGAUUAGAAUUAUUAUUUGUCAUCUAUAUCAAAACAUCAAAACAAGCAGUGAAAUGUGUCAUUUUGUGUCUGAGGAUGUGCUGGGGGCAGCCGAUAAGGGUUACCAUGCUUCCAGUGCCAGUGUAGCAUGCCCCCAACCUACUCAUCCUAAACUGUAGGUCUCCAGAAUGUGGCAGGAAAGGGGAGUACCCUGAGGAAACCCACACAGUCACAGGGAGAACGUACAAACUCUUUACAGACGGCGUUGGGAACCCAACCCCAGUUGGUCAUCACUGGUUCUGAAUGUGCUAACCACUACACUACUGUGCCACACAAUUUAAUUGUGAAGCAGACAUAAACUUAUAAAGACUCUGUGUAGGACAAAGUAUAAAGAAUGAUAUCUGUGAUUAUUAGUGGAAUAUACUACUAGCACCUAGUAUGUAAUGCAUCAUGAAUUCAAAUAUGCCUUCCUUCAUAAUGGUGGGGAAAAUUGAUUCUGCUAACAACCAUGAUGAGUAUGUUUUACACAAAGGCAGAUUGUUGCAUAUUACUUAAUCUUAUUUUGUGUUCUCUUCUACUGGGGACCAGUUUUGAGAGAUUUCCCUUGGAUGAUUGGCAAUGUGAACGUCCAACUGUUGAUCAAUAUUACAAUGCACAGGGUGCAUUGCAAUUACAGACAAGCUCUUUUUGUACCUCAGUGGUGUUACUCAUCAUCAAUCUGGUGAUAAUCUAUUCCCAUUAAUGAGACCAUCAAAUAGCGGGUCAUCUAAUAAAGUGAGUCAGUAUUAUACAAAACUGAAAUCUCCAUCACAGAGAACGUAGAACACCACAGCAAAGGAUAGACCCUUCAGCCCAAGAUGUUGUAUCAACCUAUAUAAACCUACUCCAUCAUCAGUCUAACCCUUCCCUCCUCCCUCCUACAGUGUCCAUAACACUCUAGUUUUCUUUUAUCCAUUUCUCUAUCUAAUAAUCCUUUAAAUAACCCCAAUGUGUCAAGUUUACCAUCACCCCUGGCCGUGCAUUCCAAGCAACUAUGCACUGUAGAAAAAUAAACUACCUCUGACAUCCCUCCUAAAUAUUCCUCCAAUCUCAUCUCAAUCGUUUCAACGUCCAUUUUCUUCAAUCAUGUUUCAGUCAUUCUAACACCUUUUCAACAACAUCUUCAGGAUCUUGGAUUGUAAAAUAUGAAAUUUUAUUAUUAUUGUUGACUCUCAGCUUAGCUCACAGGUGACAGUAUGUGGACAGGGUGAUCUGCCUCUGAACUCCUGCACAAAUCCUGAGUCCAAGGACCUUCCAAAGCAACUUGCCGUUGUUGAAAUUAUCUAAUUCAAAUUCUCAUGACUACAAAGAAGAUUCAUCUGUCAUGCUGGUUAUUUUACCUGUUGAUUGAAUUUGGAUUUUUACUUUAUUCAGAAUUACCAGUAUUUUAAAGAAAACUAAUUUUUAAUACUAGUUAAUUUAAAGUUUGAACAAUGUAACUGAAGUUAAAUUAUUCUAAUGUUGAAUGCUUUUUUAAAUAAAUAAACAGCUUGUUGAAC
Mobula hypostoma (lesser devil ray) is the source of this 4571-nucleotide messenger RNA. RefSeq names its product matrix metalloproteinase-9-like. The transcript is spliced from 13 exons. Gene Ontology annotation, molecular function: zinc ion binding; metalloendopeptidase activity. Gene Ontology annotation, cellular component: extracellular matrix. Bases 46 to 2073 code for a protein of 675 amino acids. The record is from RefSeq and is a predicted model, not a curated record. Lineage: Eukaryota; Metazoa; Chordata; Chondrichthyes; Myliobatiformes; Myliobatidae. Gene Ontology annotation, biological process: proteolysis; extracellular matrix organization; collagen catabolic process.